Molecule: messenger RNA, 2208 nt
Organism: Adineta ricciae
Lineage: Eukaryota; Metazoa; Rotifera; Eurotatoria; Adinetida; Adinetidae
Source: the annotation of a GenBank genome assembly
AUGGAUUCUCAGAGAUUUGCGCACUUAUCGAAUCAAUUCAAUUCUUCAUUUUGGACAAAACGACAGUGGUAUUUUCAAUAUAAAUAUGAUAAACAUUGUUCUGGUUUCGGUGAUUUUUUUUCCAUCAAUCCAUAUAAUUUUAAACAAAAGUUUUAUACUUUACUUGAUCAAAUCGAUGCAACAAAUGUGAAAUUAAUUGAUCAUUUGACAAUUCGAGAAAUCAAUUCAAUAAAAAAUUGUGCACAUUAUUUUCCUCAUCUAACAAAAUUAUAUCUUCGCUGUCGUCGUUUAUCAUUUGAACAAAUUCUUCAUUUACUUUCAUUCACACCAAAUGUUCAAACAUCCGAAUUCGAUUUAUUAUCAUUGAAAAACAAAGAUUCACUUGCAAUUGAACAAAGCAAAACAUUUCAAUCAGUUUCGAAAACAAAUCGAAUUCAAAAUAUAACUAUUUAUGAUGAAAUGACAUUAGAUGGAAUUAAAUUAUGUAUUCAUCUAUUCUCUCGAAUGGAAUCUUUGGAAUUUAGUUUAUACUGGAAUAACUUUAAAACAUUACUAAGAAUUAUUUUAUUAGAAUCAAAUGAACAUAUUCGCUAUUUAUCAUCGUUAUGUAUUUUGAAAGAAGGCAAAGAUUUGGUCGAGUCAGUGAAAUAUUUAAUUGAUUCAGAAAAACUUCUUCGUGACUAUCAAAUCAAACGUGUAAAGUCAAGAGUUUAUCGAUGGUGAUCACAUUCUCAAUAUAUAUACCAAUCCUCAUCGUUCACAUCAAGUUCAGGCACUAGUUUUUAUCCAGCUAACAAACAAGCACAAUUGAUUACUUCAAUAUCUGUUAAUUCAUGGAAAUUAUGUGCUAUUCAAUGUAAUCAAAAUACGCUUUGUCGAAUUUUUGAUUAUGGUUCUAUACAAACAAAUGAAUGUUUAUUAUUCGAAGGUGACACAGAUGUUUUAGGUACAAUUGUGACAUCAUCAAUGCCUAGUUCACGAGUGGGAAUUAUUCGAAUAAAAUCAUCUCUGUUUAUUGAUUACGGUCGACCAUGUUCAACUGUUUGUGCACAAAGUCGAUACUUACGUUGUAAUGAAAAUUUCACCUGUGAUUGUAUGCCACAUACAUAUUGGAAUGCAUCGAGUGAACUAUGCCUUGGUCAAAUGACAAUGUUAGGGGCACUUUGUUAUCCGAGUAUGAAUAUGUGUCGAAAUGAUCUGAAUUUAAUUUGUUCAUCUAAUAAUCAAUGUAUUGAUAUUUCUACAUUAACUUGGCCCAAUGGUACAAUUAUUGCUGAUACUUCCACCAUAUUUCAAGGAAGUUCAUCUGUUGGUCUUGAUUAUCCUAUGGGAAUCAGCAUUUAUGAAAUGAACAAUAAGGAGUUUCUAGUUGCUGUUGAUUCAACAAGAAGUCAAAUUAUUCAGAUCGGAGAUGUGCUUUCAAACAGUCAAACAGCAUCCGUUAUCGCUCAUAAUUGGACAGAUGAUUGGUUACAAAAUCCAAGUGGCUUAUUUCUUGACAUAACGCGUCAAAAUAAUCUGUAUGUCAUCGAUUGUAAUCAGUUUCGAAUUGUUUUAUUUGCUACAAUGCAAACCACUUCUCCAGUACCACAAAACAUAGCCGGCAUCAAAGGAAGCAGUGGUUCUACACUAGAUAGAUUUUCUUAUCCUUACGGAAUGAUUGUUGACAGUAAACAAAAUCUUUACAUUGCAGAUACUCUUAACCAUCGAAUAAUGUUUUGGGCAGCAAAUACUACUUCUGGAACAAUGAUUGUAGGAACAGGCACAGCGGGUUCAAGUCCUACGGAACUUAAUUAUCCUUAUAGCGUAUAUCUUGAUGAAGAUACGGCUACUCUAUACGUGGCAGAUAAAGAUAAUCAUCGGAUUCAAGCAUUCAAUAUUAAUGGGAAUUCUCCUUUGAGUGGAGUAACUAUAGUCGGUGGCUAUGGAAGUGGAUCAAGUAGUCAACAACUUAAUCAGCCGACAUAUGUGUGGAUAUCGAAAAAGACUAGAGCAAUGUUUAUUGUAGAUUCAAUGAAUCAUCGUGUUCAACGUUGGAAUUCUGGCGCAUUGUCAGGAGUCACUGUUGCUGGUGAUCCUGUUGGUAGUUCAGGUUCGGAUCUUAAGCGAUUGAAUUUACCGUUUGCAUUAGCUAUCGAUAAAAAUGAAACUAGAAUAUAUAUAACUGACAUUGGUAAUAAGAGGAUCAUUACUUUUUCUCUCUUAUGA